CACAAGUUCCAACACCAUAUAAUCUAAAUUCUCCGAAGCCCAGAGACAGAUUUGACUCACCUCUCUCUGCCCUUUUGAAACCGAUAGAGCCAGGUGUCUUGUAGAGAUCCAUUCGAAUGGCGUCAAUCACGACCACAAUGGCUGCUGGAUUCAGCUACAGCAAGCUAAGAAUCGAGAGAGGAACCAAUCGAACAACUGGAGCUUCAAUCACUGCUAGGCCUAGACGCGUGGUGCUGGUGAGAGCCGAAGCCCAACCUAUAAAUCCUGAGAUAAGGAAGAAUGAAGAGAAAGUAGUCGACAAUGUUGAUAUCGCUGCGAUAUCGAAGCCCGUCACUGCUUAUUGCAGAUGUUGGAGGUCUGGGACUUUCCCUCUUUGCGAUGGAAGCCACAUGAAGCACAACAAAGCUACUGGGGACAAUGUUGGACCACUGCUCUUGAAGAAGCCAAAGGGCAGCAUUUGACGGGGUUCAUUCACCAUUUAGUCAAGCAAGUCAGCUUGCAAUGUUGUUGCUAUAACAUUCUUGUAGACUACAUGUUUUACUUUGCUCUAGGAGCUAAUUCUGUGAUUAGCUUCGUUUUAAUUGUUGAUUCCCAUUUGAUUUGA
Molecule: messenger RNA, 604 nt
Organism: Tripterygium wilfordii
Lineage: Eukaryota; Viridiplantae; Streptophyta; Magnoliopsida; Celastrales; Celastraceae
Product: CDGSH iron-sulfur domain-containing protein NEET-like
Exons: 3
Coding region: 117-461 (114 amino acids)
Biological process (GO): regulation of autophagy
Cellular component (GO): intracellular membrane-bounded organelle; mitochondrial outer membrane
Molecular function (GO): 2 iron, 2 sulfur cluster binding
Source: RefSeq, a predicted model, not a curated record